GGUUUAUUCGCUUCAUCAUCGGUUCGCAUUGUUGUUACUUUAAUUUGCUACGUAAAUCUUUUUUUCAAUUGUGUUCAAUCAGGAUUGUGCUGGGACUCCUUAUAUUAUUUUUUUUUAGAAAAAGUAAUUCAAGAGCUGCAGAGGCAGGUUUUUUCUCAACAUCAACCUGACUAGGGACUCGAAUUUGCUAUUUGUUACACAAUGUCUGGUGGUGCCAGUUUGCCACCUCCAGGAAAGAGGAAAGAAAUUUAUAAAUAUGAGGCUCCGUGGACAUGUUACAGCAUGAACUGGAGUGUCAGACCGGACAGAAGGUUUCGACUGGCUCUUGGUAGUUUCAUUGAGGAGUACAACAAUAAAGUGCAGAUUUUAUCACUUGAUGAGGAGACUUCGGAUUUUAUUUGCAGGCACACAUUCGAUCAUCCAUAUCCCACCACAAAAAUCAUUUGGAUUCCAGAUACAAAAGGUGCAUUUUCGGACUUGCUUGCAACCAGUGGUGAUUACUUGAGAGUCUGGAGAGUUUCAGACAACGAGACGAAGAUGGAGUGCCUCCUUAACAACAACAAAAAUUCAGAUUUCUGUGCACCUCUGACGUCAUUUGAUUGGAAUGAAGUUGACCCUAAUCUGCUGGGCACCUCGAGUAUCGACACAACGUGCACCAUCUGGGGACUGGAGACAGGACAGGCCAUAGGACGAACAAAUCCAGUGACAGGGCAUGUGAAAACCCAACUGAUAGCUCAUGACAAGGAGGUUUAUGACAUAGCAUUCAGUAGAGCAGGUGGUGGAAGGGACAUGUUCGCCAGUGUUGGGGCUGAUGGAUCGGUGCGUAUGUUUGACCUGCGUCACCUGGAGCACUCGACAAUCAUUUACGAAGAUCCACAGCAUCUACCUCUUCUACGUCUUGCAUGGAACAAACAGGACCCUAACUACCUUGCCACAAUGGCUAUGGAUGCUCUGGAAGUUAUUAUACUGGAUGUUCGUGUGCCGUGUACACCUGUGGCCCGAUUGAACAACCAUCGAGCAUGCGUCAAUGGAAUCGCAUGGGCACCUCAUUCCAGCUGUCACAUUUGUACUGCUGCUGAUGAUCACCAAGCUCUCAUCUGGGACAUCCAACAAAUGCCUCGAGCGAUAGAGGAUCCGAUACUGGCCUACACGGCGUCAGGGGAGAUCAAUCAGAUACAGUGGUCAUCUAUGCAGCCCGAUUGGAUUGCCAUCUGUUACAACAACUGUCUCGAAAUUCUUAGGGUUUAAGAAGAGCUAGGAAUUUAUCUGUAGAAAGAAUAAACGUUUUCAAUCUUGGAUGCGUUCUUCAAUUCAUGAUUUUUGUUGUUUGUUUUCAGAUGAUUGUAUAAUACAAUUUAUGAUAUGUUGUAAAUCAUAAUCAGUCAUUUUAAUUUUUGUCUAUCAAGUAAUAAAUGAAGUACAUUUGCUUCAAAGUUUGCGGUAAGUAUCCAAUUUGAGUCUCAAUGAACAGUAGUAAGUCAGCUUAAUGGGUUUGCACUUGGACCCAUCCAGCUUUUUUUUUCACAAGUUGUUUCACGCCUCUAAUUAUACUCAUUACCAACCAUACAGUAGUUCUUAAUUCUGUUGUUGUAGCUCUCAUUUCAUUUAAUUGUCACUCGUCAACGUCCUACCUCGGGAAACCAGGUCUCUGGACGCAAAACGAAGAUUGAUUGAUUGAUUGAAUUGUCACUCGUCAGUCAUGUCACGACUACUUAACAACAUUUCGUUAUAAUUUCCUCAUUGAUUUUACUUUUCAAUUUUGCGGAACAUGAUUUUAAUGAAUUUGUUUUUUUUUAUAGAACACACACACACACACACAUAGUGAAUAAUUUUUGUGAUCUGGUGAUCACGCAUAAGUGCACGUACGUGAAUGAACGAACGUGUGUGAGUGACUUCUUUAUUCGUAUAAUGAUGAUUAAAUUAAAAUACGCUGAUGAUUUCCAAUUUGGUUUAAUCCUCAAUUAUCAUUUUGUUUUAAUCAUUAUUCAUGUAAUAAUUUUAUUGAAAUGUUGAUGAGCAGUUGAAGGUAAUCAUUAUUUGAUCAUGAUCAUUUUGUUGGUUAUGCAUGAUUUUGUAGUCUUGUACAUUAAAUAUAAAGUUUAAAAAAAUUUUAUUAGAAACGAGUAAAAUGGUAGUUGAAA
Molecule: messenger RNA, 2141 nt
Organism: Helobdella robusta
Lineage: Eukaryota; Metazoa; Annelida; Clitellata; Rhynchobdellida; Glossiphoniidae
Exons: 11
Coding region: 202-1248 (348 amino acids)
Cellular component (GO): nucleus
Molecular function (GO): protein binding
Source: RefSeq, a predicted model, not a curated record